Pteropus alecto (black flying fox) is the source of this 5385-nucleotide messenger RNA. RefSeq names its product dihydropyrimidinase like 3 (gene DPYSL3). Gene Ontology annotation, molecular function: hydrolase activity, acting on carbon-nitrogen (but not peptide) bonds, in cyclic amides. The transcript has 14 exons. Gene Ontology annotation, cellular component: cytoplasm; cytosol. NCBI's taxonomy places the organism in Eukaryota, Metazoa, Chordata, Mammalia, Chiroptera, Pteropodidae. Bases 168 to 2219 code for a protein of 683 amino acids. The record is from RefSeq and is a predicted model, not a curated record. Gene Ontology annotation, biological process: actin crosslink formation.
UGUGGCUGGCUGGGGACUGGCAGGAACCGGAGCAGCACUGCCGCCUCUGGCGCGAAGGCUCAGGCGCCUCCUCCCGCCCCAGUCACUGUGGCUCGGCGCACGCUGCCGGCGGCUGCCCUUUCUGCCUGAGGGAAAGAAAACCCGCGGGCCUCUGUCGCUCUCUAACCAUGGCCUCGGGCAGGAGAGGCUGGGACAGCUCCCACGAAGAUGAUCUGCCCGUGUACCUGGCCAGGCCAGGCACCACAGACCAGGUCCCGCGGCAGAAGUACGGAGGCAUGUUCUGCAACGUGGAGGGAGCCUUCGAAAGCAAGACGCUGGAUUUCGAUGCCCUGAGCGUGGGGCAGCGGGGCGCAAAGACUCCCCGGAGCAGCCAGGGCAGCGGCCGCGCCUCGGGAAGCCGACCCGGGCUCGAGGACUCCCCGCGCAGGGGCCAAGGCCGGGAGGAAAGCAGGGAGCCCGCGCCCGUGUCGCCUGCACCCGCUGGGGUAGAGAUCCGGAGCGCCACUGGCAAGGAGGUUUUGCAGAACCUCGGCCCCAAGGACAAGAGUGACCGUCUUCUUAUCAAGGGAGGCAGAAUCGUCAACGAUGAUCAAUCUUUUUAUGCUGAUAUUUACAUGGAAGAUGGCUUAAUAAAGCAAAUCGGAGACAACCUGAUUGUCCCUGGAGGAGUGAAGACCAUCGAGGCCAAUGGGAAGAUGGUGAUUCCUGGCGGCAUCGAUGUCCACACUCACUUCCAGAUGCCCUACAAGGGGAUGACCACAGUGGAUGACUUCUUCCAAGGGACAAAGGCCGCCUUAGCGGGUGGCACAACCAUGAUCAUUGACCAUGUGGUGCCCGAGCCGGAGUCCAGCCUGACGGAGGCCUAUGAGAAGUGGCGAGAAUGGGCCGAUGGGAAGAGCUGCUGUGACUACGCCUUGCACGUGGACAUCACCCACUGGAAUGACAGUGUCAAGCAGGAGGUGCAGAGCCUCAUCAAGGACAAAGGGGUUAACUCCUUCAUGGUUUACAUGGCCUAUAAGGAUUUGUAUCAAGUGUCCAACACAGAGCUCUACGAGAUCUUCACCUGUCUGGGAGAGCUGGGAGCCAUUGCUCAAGUUCAUGCUGAGAAUGGGGACAUCAUCGCCCAGGAGCAAAGCCGGAUGUUGGAAAUAGGGAUAACUGGCCCAGAAGGCCAUGUACUGAGCAGACCAGAGGAGCUGGAAGCUGAGGCCGUGUUCCGUGCCAUCACCAUCGCCAGCCAAACCAACUGCCCUCUCUAUGUCACGAAGGUCAUGAGCAAGAGUGCAGCUGACCUCAUCUCACAAGCCAGGAAAAAAGGAAACGUGGUCUUUGGCGAGCCCAUCACUGCCAGCCUCGGCACAGAUGGAACCCAUUACUGGAGCAAGAACUGGGCCAAAGCAGCUGCCUUUGUGACAUCCCCACCUCUGAGUCCUGACCCGACCACUCCUGACUACAUCAACUCCUUGCUGGCCAGUGGGGACCUGCAGCUUUCUGGCAGUGCCCACUGCACCUUCAGCACCGCCCAGAAAGCAAUCGGGAAGGACAAUUUCACAGCCAUUCCCGAGGGCACCAACGGGGUAGAGGAGCGGAUGUCUGUCAUUUGGGACAAGGCUGUGGCCACCGGGAAAAUGGAUGAAAACCAGUUCGUGGCCGUGACUAGCACGAAUGCUGCCAAGAUCUUCAACCUGUAUCCCCGCAAGGGAAGAAUAUCUGUGGGUUCUGACAGUGACCUGGUGAUCUGGGAUCCAGAUGCAGUAAAGAUUGUGUCCGCCAAGAACCACCAGUCGGCUGCAGAGUACAACAUCUUUGAAGGGAUGGAGCUGCGUGGAGCCCCUCUGGUGGUCAUCUGUCAGGGCAAGAUCAUGCUGGAAGAUGGCGGCCUGCACGUGACCCAGGGGGCUGGCCGCUUCAUCCCCUGCAGCCCCUUCUCCGACUAUGUCUACAAGCGCAUAAAAGCCAGGAGGAAGAUGGCAGACCUGCACGCGGUCCCGAGGGGCAUGUACGAUGGGCCCGUGUUCGACCUGACCACCACGCCCAAGGCGGGCACCCCGGCGGGCUCCACGCGGGGCUCUCCCACGCGGCCGAACCCGCCCGUGAGGAACCUCCACCAGUCCGGAUUCAGCCUGUCGGGAACCCAAGUGGACGAAGGGGUCCGCUCCGCCAGCAAGCGCAUCGUGGCGCCCCCUGGAGGCCGUUCUAACAUCACAUCUCUGAGUUAAGCCACCCCUUCCCAAAGAGGGGCAGAAGCAGCAAGAGAUUUUUUGAAGCCAAAAUGGUACACCGAUAUUUAAGAAGGAAAGCGAAAACAGUUGCGAUCUAAAGAAUCAAUAAGCCUCAAGCCUUAUGUUUCUCCAAUGUUACGCUCGCUUGCCUAGCUUUACGAAAAUUGCUUUGUUUUCUGUCUGUGCCUAGCCUUGAUUUGGUUGACUCCUCCCCCCCAUUUGCAUGCAUGCAAUCAGGCCACUAAGGUAAAAGAGUCUGCUAUAUAGUGUUGAGAGCGUGUGUAGUGCUGCAUCUUAAGACAAGGGGACAGACAAAGCUGGAUGUCAGGAAAAUGAACAAAAGGGACACAGUUAUUUGGGGUGAGUGGGUGGUGGGAGCCCAGAGCAAGAUGGAGGGUUCAGCGGGGCUGGGGUAGGGUAUGUAAGCGGGGCAGGGGGUGGGUGGGUGAGCUUAAGGGGGUCUUGUGUAUUGUGUUAAUGAAGUACAUUUAUUUCCAUGGAAGAUGGCCCCUUGGGGCAGCUGUCACUUCAUCACAGUCCCCUGGGGUCUGCAGAGAAGGCAGGUGGUCUUUAGGUUCCGGACUUUGUCACGUCCUCUCUUCAUAGAUUUUAUUCUUUUGAACGUUUUAUUAAAACACCAAAACCCAAUCAUUGCUUCCACCCACUUGGUCGUGCCAGUGUUUGGUCGGGCCUCUUUCUCAGUGGUGCUUUCAAAUUCUUCUCUUUCUCGAGCUGGGAAGGAAGAGAGGAGAGAGGAAAGACCCUUCUCUUGCCUUCCCGUCUCUUUGGUGCUCUUAAAAAGGCAACAGCUGGGAGCACAGCACAGGCCCUCAGGGUGGGGCAGGGCAGCCGCACUUAAAUAACACCUCCCUCCGAACACGUGUUGGAGAUCACCUUUCAUUCAUCUGUCUUUGCAAAGCCGGAAGAACAGCGUGCUUCUGGCAUCCCGGAGUUAGGAGUGGAGCUGGGAUGGGGCCGGUGGUGAGAGAGUGACUCUGGAUCUCCUGAGAUCCGGGUGCAGCCAUGACGGGAUUUUUGUUGUUGUCAGAAUUUUCUUUUCUUACGUGUUCCUUAACUUUUAGUGCAAAUAGGUCAUCUCAGCUUAUAGGGGAGUCAGGCAGGGGUUUGGGAAAGCUUGUCUGGAGCAGAGGCAGCACGUUCUGUGGCCAAGGUUCUAGUUUUCAGUCCUGAGCCAUCUGUUUCUCCUUCUGCUAGCACAGCCUUUGGGGGAACGUUCGUUUUGGUACCAAAGUCUCCCAAAGCGGUGGCAGUCACAUGCAGCCUUUGAGACAUGGCACAGAAAGGUAGUUAGCGAAGAGCAUUUGCCUCUGCCUUGUCUGUCAGAGCUGAAUGUCCAUGUCCUUAUUCUGCCGCUUCUGAAAAAUUCAAUUUUAGAGCAAGUUCUUUGAGCCAGAUCAGAUCUAUAGAACUAAGAGGCCCAUACGCAGGAAAAUUCAAUUCAACCUGGGAUCAAACUUCCGUGUUGGGUGAUCCAGCUGGCGGAAUCCACACCCCUGUGUACUAAGUACUUUGAAGAGAAGAACAGGUGUUUCUCCCCCAAACACCAUUCAGGUUUUCAGGAGAAACCGGUAUCUUUUACUGAAGGUUUUAUGUUGAGGGCCAGAGAAAAGGGAAUACGUGGCCAAUGAGGCAUUUGAAAAUAGCCAAGGAAUAGGAUCUCCCUUAGCAAGCUAAUUUUUGUUUUAAUCAUGAAAGAGAUUAUUUCCUAUCAAAAGAAGGAAUCUUGCUACUUUUAGGGCUUUUUCAUGGUGCCUUUAUUCUAAAGAAACUUAAACGAAGGGUGACUGUACUUCUUGGUUUAUAACUCACAGAUGUGGGGGCCUAUUGCAGUCUGGGAGUGACAGUUUUGCAGACGGAGCUUGUCAUUUGGGAAGCAUAUUCUAUAUACCUCAGUGGCUGGGCUAUGCGUUAGAAUAUGUUGCAGUACCAGCCAUAACCACCAGAUGGAGGAAAAGACACGUAAAUAGUCGGAGUGCCCACUGAUGUACCACUGGCAACUGUUACCAGCCGCUGCGUCCAACCCAUCCCUUCAUGACUUUUCCUGUGCCAUGGCCCAGUUGGUUGCAUUUGGGACUUCUGAAUGAAACAUUCAUCCAGAACGUUAUAUUCUACCGACACGUUCCAUGCUGUAGAAAACAGCUUCCUAAGGCCUUGGUGAUAGGCAGCAGCAUGACCUGACAGGGCCUCCCUUUCUUUACUUACUAUUAGUAACUUUCCAAGCAUAGAAAUUCCUGAGAAUUCCAAGAACACUCCCACUAUUUUCUUGACUUCGAUUUCUGGUUUCUUGCUCCUUAAGUUAAAAUUUCUAUUCAAAUUUGUCCUGUUCCAUAAGACACAUCGAAGAGCCCCACGCAGGGUUCCGGAAGAGAACCUAACAGCAAAUCUUGGGCGUCUCAGAAUUCACUGGCACCUCAUCCAGCUAUGGGAGGGUGCGCUGGGUCUUCUGUCUUCCUCCUAAGCUCCCUUUUGCUGUCUCAUGUCUCGGCCCCUCUCUAAGGAUGCCACACCUUGCCAAGCUUCUCACGUUGUUUCUAAACCCACAUGGCAAUCAACGAGGGUGCUGUCUGGGAAGGCCACAGUCUUGGGUAGUUGGGUAGUUGAGAAGGGAUCUGGAACUGUUAAAUCAGCCACCCCAAUGGAGAUAUUUCUUCUAAAUUUUCUAAAAACGGAAAUGUCAGAAUCAUCCCAAAAAUACAUUUUCUUCAGAGUCCAGUCAUCCGUUGAGCUUUUUCCUUGUGACUACACCCAGAGAGUCACGCUCUGUCCCAAGGGCCUCAAUCCUAAGUCUGGACUUUCCGCUCACCCUGAGAAGCCCUUCCCAAUAGGGUGACGAGAGUCCCACAAGCUUUCCAGGCCUUCUCCCCUGGAAAGCUCCAGCUCGAGCCCCAGAGGGACACAUGGGCCGUCCAGGCAGCCAGCAUUCGGUGUAAGUUCCCUCUUUGGAAAAUGGCGUGUGUGUGUUCAGUUCUGUGUCUGGUGACUAUGAACAGACAGUAAAUGUCCCUGUGAUCUGUGGUAGCUGUGGGGCAGCUCUGGAAUGUGAAGAGCUGUUUGGUUUGAACCGUGAAGAAAACUGUGUUUUGAGUUUAGCUAAGAUUAAAAAAAAAAAAAAAAAAAAAAAAGUUCAUUAAGUGACUGUUAA